This is a messenger RNA of Apodemus sylvaticus (European woodmouse), 5139 nucleotides long. It is a transcript of the gene Wdr33, whose product is annotated as WD repeat domain 33. Gene Ontology annotation, cellular component: mRNA cleavage and polyadenylation specificity factor complex. The transcript has 17 exons. The record is from RefSeq and is a predicted model, not a curated record. Gene Ontology annotation, molecular function: protein binding. Bases 199 to 3621 code for a protein of 1140 amino acids. Lineage: Eukaryota; Metazoa; Chordata; Mammalia; Rodentia; Muridae.
CCGUGAUGACGCAUAGGCGUACGCUCGGUGGCUCCUCGGGGAAGAUGGCGGCUGCAUCUUUGAAGGAGAGGAAUUGAGAGUGGGGAGAAGAGAAGAGGACCAGACGGGAGAGACAUUCCCUGCGGCGCCUAAGGACGCCGCGCUCGCGGUUAGGAGCUCCUCCAGGCCCCUUACGUGACUUAUUAGGAAAACAUCACCAUGGCUACAGAAAUUGGCUCUCCUCCACGAUUUUUCCAUAUGCCGAGGUUUCAACACCAGGCUCCCCGACAAUUAUUUUAUAAGCGACCUGAUUUUGCACAGCAGCAAGCAAUGCAGCAGCUCACCUUUGAUGGAAAACGAAUGAGAAAAGCUGUAAACCGAAAAACCAUAGACUACAAUCCCUCUGUAAUUAAGUAUUUGGAGAAUAGGAUAUGGCAAAGAGAUCAGAGAGAUAUGCGGGCAAUUCAGCCGGAUGCAGGUUAUUAUAAUGAUCUGGUCCCACCUAUAGGAAUGUUGAAUAAUCCUAUGAAUGCAGUAACAACAAAAUUUGUUAGGACAUCAACAAACAAAGUAAAAUGCCCAGUAUUUGUUGUGAGGUGGACCCCGGAAGGAAGACGUUUGGUCACUGGAGCUUCUAGUGGGGAGUUCACCUUGUGGAAUGGGCUGACUUUCAACUUUGAAACCAUAUUGCAGGCUCAUGACAGCCCUGUGAGGGCCAUGACGUGGUCACAUAAUGACAUGUGGAUGUUGACAGCAGAUCAUGGAGGCUAUGUGAAAUAUUGGCAAUCCAACAUGAACAACGUCAAGAUGUUCCAGGCACAUAAGGAGGCGAUUAGAGAGGCCAGUUUCUCACCCACGGAUAAUAAAUUUGCUACAUGCUCUGAUGACGGCACUGUUAGAAUCUGGGAUUUUCUUCGUUGCCAUGAGGAAAGAAUUCUCCGAGGUCAUGGUGCUGAUGUGAAGUGUGUAGACUGGCAUCCAACCAAAGGGUUAGUCGUUUCAGGAAGUAAAGAUAGCCAGCAGCCAAUCAAGUUCUGGGAUCCCAAGACUGGGCAGAGCCUUGCAACACUACUCAUUCGAACUCUUCGAACUGCAGUCUCUAGCAAUAUUCCAGUCAGCUUUCUGCUGCUGUCACACAUAGCAGAAUUAAUGGAUGAAGUUGAGGGUGAGGCCUGGAUGCAAAAUAAAGUUCCAAUUCCUGCUCCAAAUGAGGUGCUGAAUGACAGGAAAGAGGAUAUUAAGUUAGAAGAGAAGAAAAAAACACAAGCAGAAAUUGAGCAAGAAAUGGCCACAUUACAGUAUACCAAUCCUCAGCUUUUAGAGCAACUUAAAAUUGAAAGGCUUGCACAGAAACAGGCUGAUCAGAUCCAACCUCCUCCCUCAUCUGGUACUCCUCUCCUUGGACCUCAGCCCUUUUCUGGUCAAGGUCCAAUAUCUCAGAUUCCACAAGGUUUUCAGCAGCCUCAUCCAUCUCAGCAGAUGCCAUUGGUAGCUCAAAUGGGGCCUCCAGGUCCGCAGGGCCAGUUCAGAGCCCCUGGACCCCAGGGACAAAUGGGACCACAAGGCCCUCCAUUGCAUCAAGGAGGUGGGGGGCCACAAGGAUUCAUGGGACCACAAGGACCCCAGGGCCCUCCCCAGGGACUACCACGGCCUCAAGACAUGCAUGGUCCGCAAGGAAUGCAGAGACACCCUGGACCUCAUGGUCCUUUGGGUCCUCAAGGGCCACCCGGACCUCAAGGUAGUUCAGGUCCUCAAGGUCAUAUGGGUCCUCAGGGUCCACCAGGACCACAAGGUCACAUUGGCCCCCAAGGCCCACCUGCUCCUCAGGGUCACAUGGGCCCACAGGGUCCUCCUGGUACUCAAGGAAUGCAGGGACCACCCGGUCCCAGAGGAAUGCAAGGACCUCCCCAUCCUCAUGGGAUGCAGGGUGGACCAGCAUCUCAAGGGAUGCAAGGACCUCUGAUGGGAUUGAAUCCAAGAGGAAUGCAGGGGCCUCCAGGACCUCGGGAGAAUCAGGGUCCUGCUCCUCAAGGGAUAAUGAUCGGCCACCCGCCUCAAGAGAUGAGAGGACCACAUCCUCCAAGUGGAUUGCUGGGACACGGCCCUCAGGAAAUGAGAGGGCCGCAGGAGAUGCGGGGCAUGCAGGGCCCUCCACCACAGGGCUCAAUGUUGGGCCCGCCCCAGGAGCUUCGAGGACCCUCAGGUUCACAAGGGCAGCAGGGGCCACCCCAGGGCCCUUUGGGACCUCCACCCCAGGGUGGCAUGCAAGGGCCCCCUGGACCUCAGGGACAGCAGAACCCAGCAAGAGGGCCACACCCAUCUCAAGGGCCAAUACCAUUCCAGCAGCAGAAAGCGCCUCUGCUAGGUGACGGGCCCCGGGCCCCCUUCAGUCAGGAAGGACAGAGUACAGGUCCCCCACCCUUGAUACCAGGCCUAGGGCAACAGGGAGCACAAGGCCGCAUCCCUCCUCUGAACCCUGGACAAGGACCUGGCCCUAACAAAGGUGACUCUCGAGGCCCUCCCAACCAUCACCUGGGCCCCAUGUCAGACAGGCGGCAUGAGCAAGGCGGUGGCCCUGAGCAUGGUCCUGACAGGGGGCCUUUCCGGGGUGGCCAGGACUGCAGGGGUCCUCCUGACAGGCGUGGCUCUCACCCUGAUUUCCCUGAUGACUUCAGACCAGAUGACUUCCAUCCUGACAAGCGCUUUGGCCAUCGGUUACGGGAAUUUGAGGGACGAGGAGGACCCUUACCACAAGAAGAGAAGUGGAGGCGAGGGGGCCCUGGACCUCCCUUCCCACCUGAUCACAGGGAGUUCAAUGAGGGGGAUGGCCGGGGCGCUGCCCGAGGCCCUCCAGGGUCAUGGGAAAGCCGCAGACCUGGAGAUGAACGCUUCCCCCGUGACCCUGAUGACCCACGGUUUCGAGGGCGCAGGGAAGAAAGCUUUAGAAGAGGCGCUCCUCCAAGGCAUGAAGGCCGUGCCCCUCCAAGAGGAAGGGACAACUUCCCUGGUCCUGAUGACUUUGGUCCAGAAGAGGUUUUUGAUGCUUCUGAUGAAGCAGCCCGAGGACGUGAUCUCAGAGGCCGAGGCCGUGGCACCCCUCGAGGGGGAUCCAGGAAGUGCUUACUCCCCACUCCUGAUGAGUUUCCUCGCUUUGAAGGAGGACGGAAGCCAGACUCCUGGGAUGGAAACCGAGAGCCCGGCCCGGGUCAUGAACACUUUCGUGAUGCGCCCCGCCCUGAUCACCCCCCUCACGACGGCCAUUCCCCAGCUAGCAGAGAGCGCUCCUCUUCUCUCCAAGGCAUGGACAUGGCCUCCCUGCCACCCCGGAAGCGCCCCUGGCAUGAUGGGUCAGGCACUUCUGAACACAGAGAGAUGGAGGCCCAAGGCCCCUCGGAGGACCGAGGAAGCAAAGGCCGAGGAGGCCCAGGACCUUCCCAGAGAGUGCCAAAAUCCGGGCGUUCCAGCUCUUUGGACGGAGACCAUCAUGAUGGAUACCACAGAGACGAACCUUUUGGUGGUCCUCCAGGCAGCAGCUCGUCUUCUCGAGGGGGCCGGAGUGGCAGUAACUGGGGUAGAGGGAGUAACAUGAACUCUGGCCCCCCAAGGCGAGGCGCUUCAAGAGGCAGCGGGAGGGGUCGGUAGGAGGAUCCGGAUAGCCUAGGCCUCUCUGGAUACUAUUUAAGAAGUUCUUGUGGACUUAAACCAUGAGAAGCAAAAAACAAGCCUUUACCACUGUAGCCCUGAACACUUCUUCUGGGGCAGCUGAGUUCUAGGAGCCCAGUGAGGUGCUCAAGACGAAAAGACUGGUGCUGCUCCAUCCCCAGGGAGUCGGCCCUGUUUUGUCUUGUCUCCUCAUUGCUCUGACUCUCCCGUUUGUUUGUGAAGAUAAAAGCUGGAAUCCUUUUUUUUAAGUGUCAUGAGAAAUGGAGCACCUCCACAAAGUUAAGUUCAUGUCCAAUUGGAAAUUUAUUUCUAUAUGUACAGUUUGUCAGAGAAAAAAAAAAAAAAACCUUGUUUUGUAUGAAUAUAGAAUGUGAUUUACUCGAGUUAACAGAAGCACUGGGUGUGCAGUGCUCGCCUUAAGGAGGUCAUGGUUUCAGCGCCGACGACUGACCUGGUGAGGGUGACCUUACUGCUGGCACUUCUGACAGAUGAAGGUCAUCUGCCAACUGUGCUUUUCACAUAAUUUUUGUCUUUCUGUUGUUACACUGUUCUUGUUACGUGAUAAGGAAUACUUUAAAAUUGCUCUAACCUAGUUCAAGGAGACUCAAAACCUCAGACAUGCUCCAUGGGGUCGAAAAUUACACUGAAGAAAAACUUGAAUCUUCUGGGUCUUCAACUAGAGGUUCUCCCUUGGAUGCCUCUCCGAGCAGUUUAGCUUUGAGAACUAAGAGAUUAGUUCUUUCUCACUGAGAGAAAAAUCUGGUGUAACAACAGUAACUUGGUGCAUCUUAUCGUCCAAAGUUCUAAGGACGUGGAACAAAGUAUCUACAUUUUGAAAAACAAUUUCUUCUUCCACACACACUGUGGAGACAUCAAGGUUCGGGGUACAAGAUAGAAGGUACCAGAAAGUUCUUUGCUGUGACAAAUUUCUUGCUUUAAAAAUAAAUAAAAAGUUGGGUGGGAAGGCAAAGGCAGGCAGGUCUCUGAGUUCAAGGCCAACCUAGUCUACAAAUCUAGUUCUAACAAAGCCUGGGGUACACAGAGAAUCCCUGUCUCAAAACCACCACCACCCUAAAAAAGCCAUACAUACAUACAUACAUACAUACAUACAUACAUACAUACACACACACAUACAUACAUACAUACAUACAUACAUACAUACAUACAUACGCAAAGGUAGCACUUGAAGAGAUAGCUAGGCAGUUAAGAGCUCAAACAGGGACUGAAAGUCAGCUCCAGCACCUAUGAUCAGGCAGCUCACAUACACACAUAGAGAGAUCCUCUCUUUAAGAAAAUACCCACCUAUAUCUGGGCACACAUGCAUAACCUUGCCUUUGGGAGGUGGAGCUAGGAGGAUCAGAAGUCCAGUGCCGUCCUUAGCUGCAUAGUAAGUUUCAGGGCAGCCUGGGAUUCCACUUCCCACUUUCCCCAACCCCCACCUCAGUCUCAAUCGGACUUUCAGGUUGAGAGAUUGAGAUUCUUUUUAUGCUGACCUAU